AUGCCUGCCAUCCCAGUCAUAGCCACAGACUUCCAUAAAUCGGUCGAACUCAUCAACUUGACCGUCACCGUUUACAUGGUUUUCCAGGGCGUUUCUCCCGUGUUUUGGGGGACCUUGGCGGAUUAUGUGGGCAGGCGACCGAUUUUCCUAUCCUGCAUCCUGGUCUUGAUCGCUGCCUGCAUUGGGCUUGCCUUGGUCCCGACCUCGGAUUACUGGCUACUUAUGGUGCUGCGUUGUGUCCAGGCCGCAGGCUCAGCCAGCACUGUCGCGCUAGGCGCUGGGGUUAUAGGGGAUAUUGCCACGCCCGCAGAGCGCGGAAGCUUCUUUGGCCUCUUCUCUGUAGGGCCGCUAUUUGGCCCCACUUUUGGACCGGUAAUUGGAGGUGUUCUUACACAGACCCUUGGAUGGAGAUGGAUUUUUUGGUUCCUAGCAAUCGCUGCUGCACUUUGCUUUGUAGUCCUGUUGGCGCUUUUCCCAGAAACCCUGCGACAGCUUGUUGGCGACGGGAGCGUUUUGCCGUCUAGACUUUAUCGGCCCCUCGUUCCAUUUGUGGGCCAUGGUAGGCAAGGCGUUACCAUAGAACGCCCUCCGCGUGUCCCUCUUGUGAAUCCGCUGCGUAUUUUGACCUAUCCAGACAUCCUGGUUCUUCUGCUCUUCAACGCCACACAGUAUGCGGUGUUCUAUGCGAUCACCGCCACGAUAUCAACUAUAUUCGAGUCAACCUACUCCUACUUGAGCGAAACUGAAAUCGGCUUAUGUUUCCUGGCUUCAGGUUUUGGAACCAUCACGGGAGCAUUUGUCAUUGGGAAGAUUAUGGAUAGAGAUUACAGGGGGAUCAAGGAGAAACUCGUUCGUGAACGCGGAAUCGCUAUGGGCACCUGUGAAGGAGACUUCCCGAUUGAAAAAGCGAGAUUGAGGACCACACCCAUUCAACUCUCAAUCUGCGUCGCAUGUUGCGCCGGCUAUGGGUGGUCUUUGCAGCAGAAGGUUAACAUUGCAGUGCCGCUGGUCAUUAUCUCUUGGUCCGAGACUUACUGCCGGCCCAGGAACAACCUAGUGCGAUGCGCAUUUGGAGCGGCGUGCGUGUCGGUUAUAGACUUGAUAUUGAACGGCGUAGGCGCGGGAUGGACCUACACGAUCCUCGCAUUGAUCAGUCUUUCCACGAGCCCCAUGAUUUGGUUGAUAGUCUGGCUGGGUCCACGCUCUCGGGCCAAGCGCCGCACGCGGAACAGUUAG
Pisolithus orientalis is the source of this 1236-nucleotide messenger RNA. Its product is annotated as major facilitator superfamily domain-containing protein. The transcript has 9 exons. The record is from RefSeq and is a predicted model, not a curated record. Bases 1 to 1236 code for a protein of 411 amino acids. Gene Ontology annotation, biological process: transmembrane transport. Lineage: Eukaryota; Fungi; Basidiomycota; Agaricomycetes; Boletales; Pisolithaceae. Gene Ontology annotation, molecular function: transmembrane transporter activity.